AUGUCUUCUCCUAGAAGCAAAGCCAGUCCAGCGAAUAGACAGACACGCAGGUUUCGCACUGGCUGCAAGACAUGCAAAGCACGACGCAUACAAUGCGACGAAACGAGACCCGAAUGCACAGCCUGUGUCAGCAAGGGGCGCUCCUGCCCGGGGUACACGCGCGACUUCAAGUGGUCGACAAAGCAUGAGGUUUCGGCCAGACAUGAUGGUCGGAGAGAUCGGGGCUCGAGUCAGCCCGGUGUUGCGCCUUUUGCGCAGACAUAUCGGACUUCUACUAUACCGGGGGGUGAGUCGGAGGUACGCGUCGGGGAUGGGGAGACAAGGGAGGAUGAGGGAAAUGAUGCGAUCGUGGACGCGUCAAGACGACAACAAUCUCCUCGCCAACAUUCGCCUGCCUUGGUGAAUGGCUCAACACCGAAGGAGACACGGACUAUCGGCACUCUGGACCUGGACUCCUUCAAGGCAUCCCACGUCGACCCACAAAGCCUCCAAUUGGCCCUGCUCGAAAGAAGGGCUACCGAGUUACAACGGCGACUCGACUCGCGCAUCUCCCCCCAGCUCACCGACUUCCCAACCUUCCUCAUAGAAUACUGGUUCAAGAACAUCUGCUGCAUAUGGUCUGGCUUCGACUCCGACCGAAACCUCAAUCGCAAUUUGGCAAUGAGUACAUGGACAAAUCAGAAGUCAGUAUUCCACUGUCUCCAAGCCAUGUCAGCCUUCCACCUGGCGGAGCAACUGCCCCAUCUAGGCGACACGGCCAUGACGUCGUGGAAGUCUGCUGUCCAGGCCAUACAUGAGGAUCUCGCGUCGGUUACUACGACCAGCCCGACGCGACUUCCGACCGGCCUGUUACUGUCAUUAAGUGGAAUCGGGACAACGACCUGCUGGACUGACAGUCAGCAACUAGGGCUUCCCUUGCUGAAGAAAAUGAAAACACUCCUAGCGCACUACAACCGAUCUGCUGCGCUGAUGUCUAGCUCAGAUAGGUUAUAUUUGGAAUUCUUCAACGAUAGCUGCAUUUACUGGGAUAUAUUGUGCAAGGUAGUCACGGAUGAUGCUAGUCCGAUCGGACCGUCACCGGCAUUAUCGCCCAGCAGUUCGAGCAUGCCCGAAACCGCUCCACCGCAUCCGUGGGUUGGUGUUUCGAGGAAUAUCCUGGAGCUGUUUGCGAACUCGAUCCUGCUGUGUAAGAGAUACUGCAAGAGACUGAGGAGCUCGGAUUUCAAGUCCGCGACUGUCCAUUCCCUGCGUGACAUGAUCGAUGGUGUCCACGAGGCAAGAUCGCUCAGGAAAACUCUUAUCGGAUUGAAACAGUCCACCGGUAGCCAGCUUGCUGAGACGGGAGACAAGUUAACCCCUCUCUCCCAUCUGGUCGAUGUGGCAGAGGGGUACCGCUUAGCGGCAUUGCUGCAGCUCUACCAGACCUUCAAGGACCUGGAGGACGAGUACGUCUCCGAGAGGGAUGGAAGUCCCGACGAAACUUGGAUUCAGGGCCUCGCACUUGAGUUAUUGGACUUGAUGAAACGCAUCCCGCUGGAGUCGGGGUCUCGUUGCAUACAGCCACUCCUGUAUCUGUCUAUUGCGACGGGAUUGAGGUCUUGUCCGCCUGUUCCUGUGGAUGUUCCUCAUAUCGCAGAUGGAACGGAGUGUUUAGAGCGACAUGCCUUACAAGGGAAUGUGACCGCUCUGUCAGAUAUUCUGGGACAGUCUGAUCUGCAAAGGAGCAAUGUGUCGAGCAUGAAGUUGACCAGGAUGUCGGUCAACAUUGGACAGGCUCGUCGGAUCAUUAUGCAGAGAGUCAGUGUUUUGGAGUAUAGUCUUCCUACUAAGCCAAUUACUGUAUUGAAAGCAUUGAUGAAGAGGAUCUGGGAUGUUUGGGAUGCGGAGAUGUGUGGUGGCCGGACCGUGAGGAGUAAGCAUUGGAUUGAGGUCAUGGAGGAGAGUCGGUUACAUACUAUGUUCGGGUGA
Messenger RNA from Aspergillus heteromorphus CBS 117.55, 1968 nucleotides. RefSeq names its product Zn(II)2Cys6 transcription factor. Lineage: Eukaryota; Fungi; Ascomycota; Eurotiomycetes; Eurotiales; Aspergillaceae. The transcript is spliced from 3 exons. Gene Ontology annotation, molecular function: zinc ion binding; DNA-binding transcription factor activity, RNA polymerase II-specific; transcription cis-regulatory region binding. Gene Ontology annotation, biological process: positive regulation of transcription by RNA polymerase II. The coding region runs from base 1 to 1968 and encodes 655 amino acids. Gene Ontology annotation, cellular component: nucleus. The record is from RefSeq and is a predicted model, not a curated record.